AUGUCGGUGUUGGCUGGCGGGACGACUCGUUUGGCGUGUCAAGUCGGCGGUCAUCCUGGCUUGAUGAUCACCCAGGAUGGAUCACUCCUGAUUAAACCCGCCCUUCCCAAAGAGGUCGCGUUCUACCAAGCUAUUGCGUCGGAUCCAGGACUAAGUUUGCUUCGCCCUUUUGUGUCCGACUUCUAUGGGAUUCUCAGGUUAGAGGGACAGCUUGCCGCCGGUGGCGGGUCGAUUGUCCUUGAAAAUCUAUCUUACACGUUCUCAAAACCGAACAUCAUCGACAUCAAGCUUGGCACCGUGUUAUAUGACGAUGAUGCGUCACCAGCAAAGCGCGCACGGAUGGAGAAAGCUGCUAGAGACACUACAUCCGCCGAGACGGGUAUGCGGCUGACAGGAUGCCAGGUAUACAACUUGGCAACCAAUAAGCCAGUAAUGGUUGAUAGAGCGUAUGGAAAGUCUCUCAAACCUUCUGACCUCCUAGAUGGCAUUGUGCGGUUUUUUCCUUUGGCAUCGAAUACAGCUCCAUGCCUAUCCGCCUUUGCCGAUUUAUCCAGUGAUCAGGCUACCAACUCCGGGACUGGCCUACCAUCAGAAAUAUUGCAGGACAUGUUGUCACAGAUCAGAUUGGAGAUUGAGGAGAUAUACACUGCUGUUGCCGGUACGGAGAUGAGAAUGGUUGGAGGGAGUCUUCUUAUCCUCUACGAAGCUGAAUGGGAGCGUGCGAGCGAGGGGUUGCAAAUUUUAAAAGAACAGCAGGAGGAAAGCGACAGUUACAACAGAGACGAGGAGGACAACGGUGAUAACGAUGAGGACAACAACGAUGAGGACAACAACGAUGAGGACAACAACGAUGAGGACAACAACGAUGAGGACAGCGAUGGGGGCGGCGAUGAGAACAGCGAUGAGGAUAAUGACGAGGGCAAUGAGAAGCCCAUUGGUCCCCCAUUUGUCGUCAAGCUCAUCGACUUUGCGCACACACAAUUAGCACCCGGCCACGGUCCGGACGAAGGGGUUCUACUCGGUCUUAGGACAGUGUUACGAUUAUUAGACGAUCGGCUUCAGCAGGUAAAGGGAUUAUCCGGGCGUCAGUAG
Messenger RNA from Fibroporia radiculosa, 1092 nucleotides. RefSeq lists its product as uncharacterized. The record is from RefSeq and is a predicted model, not a curated record. The transcript is spliced from 3 exons. Gene Ontology annotation, biological process: inositol phosphate biosynthetic process; phosphatidylinositol phosphate biosynthetic process. The coding region runs from base 1 to 1092 and encodes 363 amino acids. Gene Ontology annotation, cellular component: cytoplasm; nucleus. NCBI's taxonomy places the organism in Eukaryota, Fungi, Basidiomycota, Agaricomycetes, Polyporales, Fibroporiaceae. Gene Ontology annotation, molecular function: inositol-1,4,5,6-tetrakisphosphate 3-kinase activity; inositol hexakisphosphate kinase activity.